AUGGCUGAAUUCCCAAAGCACCCGUUCCUCCUUACCGUGGAGGAGACGGCACAGGCUCUUAAUACCGACAUUGAUAAAGGUCUGACCACAGCCCAGGUUACUGAGCUGCAACAGAAAUACCCCAAAAAUGAGUUGGACAUUGGUGAUACCAUCCCAUGGUACAGCAUUCUCACCAAACAAAUUUUAAAUGCCAUGAUCAUCGUUCUGGCAUUUGCCAUGGCGCUUAGCUUUGGCAUCAAAGACUAUAUCGAAGGGGGCGUCCUUGCCUUUGUUAUUUGUCUCAAUGUUACUAUUGGCUUUUGGCAAGAGUACCGCGCUGAAAAGCGAAUGGAUGCCCUUCGUGCUUUGUCUUCGCCUAGCGCCAUGGUUCUUCGAGAUGGUAAAACACAAGUAAUUUCCAAUCCCGACGUCGUUCCGGGAGACAUUAUCUUGCUCAAGAUGGGCGACACAGUACCCGCGGAUAUGCGAAUGUUUGAAGCCAUGAACCUCGCAUGUGAAGAGGGCCAGCUUACCGGCGAAUCCAUCCCGGUCGAAAAGAUUACCGAAAAUAGCAUCCUCGCUCCUGGCACUGAGAAGGCUGCCACUUCUGAGGCCGAAGUGGGUAUCGGCGACCGCGUUAACAUGACUUACGCUACAACCGUUGUCCGAAAGGGCAGAGGUCGAGGUAUCGUCACCGCCAUUGGCAUGACUACCGAAGUGGGUAAGAUUGCGGCCUCUACCGCCAAAAAGCGGCGAAAGGCUGGCCGAUCUAUGAACUGGCGUAAGUACGGGAAGAGACAGCCACUUGUUGGCUUAGCCAAGCGAACAUACGAUCUCAUCGGCAAGUUCUUGGGUUUGACUGAAGGCACUCCAUUACAGCGAAAGUUGUCCGCCCUAGCUUAUGUGCUUUUUGGUUGUGCAAUUAUUCUUGCCAUGGUUGUCUUUGGAGUCAACCACUUCAAUUUGCGAAAUGAAGUCAUCAUUUAUGCCACAUCCCUCGGCAUCGCCAUUAUUCCCGAGUCUCUCGUGGCUGUCUUGACAAUUACCAUGGUGGUCGCUGUAACCGUCAUGCGAAAAGCCAACGUAGUUGUCCGAGAUCUCUCUGCGCUCGAAGCUCUUGGUGGAGUUACCAACAUUUGCUCAGACAAGACUGGUACACUGACUGAAGGAGCCAUGAUUGUUCGCAAGGCAUGGAUUCCGUCCUCGCACAACUAUACCGUCCGCGAAUCGCAGAAUCCUAGCGACCCGACCAAGGGCCGCGUUACAUAUUCUCAGAGCAAGGACGAACCUGCUGUUGAAAAAGAGGAGCCCAAGCGCGACUACGACAGAGAGCGCAGUGCUGCUGUUCUCAAGUUCGAUGUCCCUGACGAGAAGCUGAACCCCAAGCCUGCCAAGCAAGCUCCCGAAGCAGAGCCCGAAACUACAAUGACGGAUGAGCUUCAAGCAUUCCUACUGUCUGCUGCUCUCUGCAACCUUGCCACUGUCCGGUAUGAUGACGAGGAAGAAAAAUGGCAGACUACUGGCGAGCCAACCGAAAUUGCGCUUCAAGUCUUUGCUCAUCGCUUCAAUAAGGGCAAGAAGAGCCUUGAAACAAAAGGCUGGAAACAACUUGCCGAAUUUCCAUUUGACAGCUCCAUCAAACGUAUGUCUGUGAUCUACGAUGCACCUGCUGGCGAAGCCGGCUCCAUCAUUGAAACCGAGCAGAGCAUGGUUUUCACCAAGGGCGCCGUGGAGAGAAUUCUAGAUUUAUGUUCGUACAUUGGUACUGGUGCCGAGCAGCAGCCAAUCUCCGACCAACUCAAAGAGGAUGUUCUCAACCAGAUGAAUGUUCUGGCUUCCCAGGGUCAGCGAGUCCUUGCCAUUGCCUACCGCCCAUGGGGUGGUCGAUUUACGGCAAAGCAGUCGUCAUCCGCCGCAGAAGAUGAGAAGCUUCGCGGCGAUGUUGAAAAGGAUCUUGUUUUACUUGGGCUUGCUGGCAUUUAUGAUCCUCCUCGCCGUGAGACAAAACCGUCCAUUGGAGAGUGCUCUCAAGCCGGUAUCAAGGUUCACAUGCUUACCGGUGAUCACCCCGAAACUGCAAAGGCUAUCGCCAAGGAAGUCGGUAUCAUUCCCAAGAACCUUGGUGUCCUGCCCGAAAAGGUUGCCCAGUCCAUUGUUCAGAAAGCCACCGAUUUUGACAAGAUGACGGAUGAGCAAAUCGACGCCCUCGAGGAGCUUCCCCUCGUCAUUGCCCGCUGUGCUCCCGACACUAAGACUCGCAUGAUUGAAGCACUUCGACGACGUGGAGCAUUUAUGGCCAUGACGGGUGACGGUGUCAACGACGCUCCAUCCCUUUCUCGUGCUGAUGUCGGUAUCGCCAUGGGCUCUGGUUCUGAUGUAGCAAAGUCAGCUUCCAAGAUUGUCCUGACUGACGACAAGUUCAAUUCUAUUGUUGCCGCCAUCCGUGAAGGCCGCCGAAUGUUUGACAAUAUUCAAAAGUUUGUCUUGCAUCUUCUCACCUCCAACGUGGGCGAGGUCAUUCUUUUGAUCGCCGGUCUCGGUUUUGUCGACCACACAGGCUUCUCAGUCUUCCCAGUAUCACCAUUGCAAAUCAUUUGGAUCAACAUGGUUACGUCUUCAUUCCCUGCCUUUGGUCUAGGCCGAGAGGCUGCUGCCGUCGAUGUCAUGCGCAAACCACCACAGGACAAACGACGGGGUGUUUUCACGAACCAGAUCAUCGUCGAUAUGAUCGUGUACGGAGUCAUCAUGGGCGCUUGCACAAUGUGCACUUUCUGCAUCAUUAUCUACGGCGCUAAUAACGGCGACCUGGGCGAAAAUUGCAACACUGAAUACACUGAUGUUUGCGAUGCCGUCUUCAGGGCUCGCGCGGCCACCUUUGCCGAACUAACGUGGCUCAUCCUCAUCUCAGCCUGGGAGUUUAAGAGUCUGCGACGAUCCAUGUUCCACCUCAAUCCCGACGACGACAGUCGAUUCCCCGUCUUCAAGGACUUGUACAGCAACAGGUUUCUCUUCUGGUCUGUUAUUCUGGGUGGUUUGUCAGUGUUUCCCGUCGUGUACAUCCCCUUCCUCAACACCAAGUUCUUCAAACACAAGGGCAUCUCGUGGGAAUGGGCUUUGUCCGUUGGCUUCACCAUCACCUUUGUUGCCGGAAUCGAGGCAUGGAAAUUUAUCAAGCGGCGUUUCCACCUGCUCGAGGAUCGCCCAGUUCAACGCGGCGCAUGGGGUCAGGGAGGCCCGGAUGACCAAGGACCCAAGUUCCGCAAGACCUUGUCCGUGUCCAGCUUCAAGACUUGGGCUUCAUUCUCACGAAAGGAUACUGGCGAUUCCGUGUCUCGAUACAGCUCUUCGCGCGGUAACCAGGGUAUUGUUCAGGGGACUGAACAUGUGUAA
Molecule: messenger RNA, 3369 nt
Organism: Metarhizium brunneum ARSEF 3297
Lineage: Eukaryota; Fungi; Ascomycota; Sordariomycetes; Hypocreales; Clavicipitaceae
Product: Calcium-transporting ATPase 3
Biological process (GO): sodium ion transport; intracellular calcium ion homeostasis; monoatomic ion transmembrane transport
Cellular component (GO): plasma membrane
Molecular function (GO): P-type potassium transmembrane transporter activity; ATP hydrolysis activity; P-type sodium transporter activity
Source: RefSeq, a predicted model, not a curated record